AACGCCUACUGAAGUUUUAUAUUUCUGCUGAUUACUGAUAUUAGAAUUUUUGCCGGAUUAAAGAAAUUUUGAAAUAUUGUUUCACCAGCUUGCAUUUCAGAGGUGUGUCUAAUACUUGUACAACCUGCUAAUAACAUAGGAACUGAGCUUGAGUGGCAAAGGCCCAGGCGUGAGAUGACUAAUGCCAUGCGUGUCCCAUGUAUGCAUGUGUACGUCCAUAGCCACAGCAGACCUUACCCCCAGGUAUUUAGCUCAGAGGCAAAGAAUGGCUUUAUUGCAGGAGUAGGUUUAGAAGUUUUAGGAGGAGAAAAGAAGCUUUGACUCCAGUGGGAAUUUUUCAUAGGUGACAAUUGCAUAAGCUAGCUUUUGAGAUGAUUUUGCUCCUUUUGCUGUCUUCAGCUGUUUUCGGGAAAAAAAAAAAAAAACAAAAAACAAAAAACAACAACAACAAAAAAAACCCCAGCAACAACAACAACAAAAAAUCCAAACCAACCAAAACAACAAACCAUCAGCUAAUGACAGAAAAAUGUUGAUUUGGCAUUUUGUAUACAAAUAGCUGGAGUAGAAUCAUGGCUAAAGGUUGUUUUUUCUUAAACCAAAGCUUCUGGCAUUUUGAAGAAACUAAAGCAGAGUUUGAACUAGGAAGAGCAAUGAUCAGUUUAGAAAAAGCAGCCUCUCACCUUCCUCAGUGACACUCUUAAAUCAGCAAGAGCCGGAUGGGGCCCAAAGAGCAGGGGAAAGUUCUGCCUUUAUUCCUGAGAGGAGGGGAGUGGGAAGGGACUUGUAAUUAACUUUCUAGGAAACAAAAAUGUCCAACUUCAACACCUGUAAAUUUGUAACCCUUCUCCUCCUUCCUUCUCAUUGUUCCAAUUGGCCAGGGUGUUUUUAAAAACUUUGAGUGACAACUUUUACCCUUGGAAUGUGGAAAGAGUCUCAACCUUGUAGUUAAUGUUUAAUUUCCGAGCUGAGUAAAUGGACCCACGCUGCUGGUGACAGAAGGGAGGAUGCCAGUAGAAUGGGUGUGAGGAUUUAUUUAGCAAUCGGGUCCUGCUUUGUGGGCGUCUCUUAUAAGGCUUUCGUAUGAAAUUUAGAUUGUAAUUCCCUGCUCGGCUUUGAUGCUCUCUGUCCUGGUUAAAAUCACAUCGACCCUUCAGUCGCAUAAGAAGACCACAGCCUGGGUGCCCAUUUCCAAAUUCUCUGAUUUUUGUGGAUGCAGAAUUUAAGAAGAUUUUGCUGCCUUUAAGGCGAAGAGAGGAGGGGAGCGCACCUCCGGCAGCGCUGCCGGCCGAUCCCUGCCCGUCGCGGCGAGCGGGCACCGCAGGGCCGAAGAGGAGAUGCCGGGGGGAGCCGGGCGCUCCCCACCUUUCACUCAUAGCCGCAGAGAGAGCGAGGGAGAGAAAAUUGCCACAAACCAGGGCUUGCUCAUCGCUCCAGAGGCUCUCCAGGCUUCCCGGAGGGAGCGAGGGUCUGCCGGCGGCGCCUUUGCGGGGGUCGAUGCGGAGCCACCAGCCCCACUAUACGCCUGAUGCGUGUGCUAGGAAAAAAAACCCCAUGGAGCCCGGAAAACGCCCGAAUCUUUUCCCCAGGCACGACCGCGUCCCCGCGCUGCGCGGAGCGGCAGGAGAAGGCUCUGCUGGCGGAGGGAUGGCUGCGCCCCACAUGUCUCCCCUGCCACAUCCCUGGGUUCAGCAGAGGAAACGGGGCCGGCCUUUUAACUCUCCUAACAGCACUUGGGGGAAAAUGAACCCCGCUGGCGCUGCGCGGGAGCGAGCCAGCUCCAGGCUGGGCAGCCCAGCCGCUGCGGGCUGAGCGGGACCGGAUGGGAUGAGGGGCGGGUGGGGGCAAGAUUUGCAGGCAGAUUUUAAUAUUAAUAGUUUUGGUGGCGAGAAAGAGACAGACAGAAGGGAGGUUGCUCCUCUGGGCAGAGUCUCUGCGACACCGAUGAUGGAUGACCCCACGGCUAAACAACUCCUCCCCUUCAUCCCCACACGGUGUCAAAGCUACUUUACUUGCAGCUUUAGGAAUAAAAAAAUAAAUAAACACCUUCACCCUAUUACUUACAUCGAUUUAUGGAUCAUUGUGAAUCAAUUACUGCUCUCAAUAUUUUAGAAUUCGCUUACAAAAACAGGAGGGUCUGCGGCUGAACUAAAAAAAAAUCUUUGCCUUAGUAAAAAAUACAGAAUCUUCUUGUAUAGGCCUGUGACCUAUAUUCGCUGCAAAAAAAUCGUGUUUAACCAUUUUCCAGGAGUCGCAUUACUGGGAUGGGGUGAAUAUCUUUGGUGUGCAUCUCCAAGAGCGCCCUUAAAACCAGGGGGUUCCGCAAUGCGCGUACAAUACGUAUGGUGCGUGCAACCUCAUUGCUUAACUAUUCCAGGGAAGAAAGAAAGGAAAAAAAAAAGAUUUAGCAAUCCCAGAAGCAAACUCCAUAAACACCCCUCCCCCCAAAUGCUGGAUAUGGAGCCGUGAGCGGGCGCGGGGCCGGGGCCGGGCUGCGCGCCCAUGGGGCAGGACAGCGGAGCCCGUCUCGGUGGGUGCGUGCUAUGGGAAGGAGGCUUCAGCAGGGACAGAAAGCAGCAAAAUGCUGGGUUUAGAAGACUGCGAGCCAGUUUCCUGCAUACUACUAUAAUUAAUUUGCGUGCGGAGAUCAAAGAUCCGAGGGCGAAAGAAAUAAUUGAUUCUGCCAGAAAACGCUUCCCUGGCGCAGCCCACGGCCAGCCGCCACCCACGGCAGGAAAAAUGGGAAGAACAAAGAACAUCUUGAAGAAGCUCUCAUCUCACACCACACAGAGUACUAUGCAACAGACUGGAAGAGAGAAAGGUGUUACUCGUUGAGCAGGAUGAGAGAGGCCGGCUGCAAAAAUGACUUUUCUUCCUGAUCCUAUCUGGGCACAAGAAAAUUAGUUAUAGAUAGUUUCACCUUAACUUCUCUGUUUCUCCCUCCUCAUGUUCCCUGCCAGGAAAUAGCAAUAGGUUUGUAUAUAUAUAUUUCAAUAUCCAAGAGAGUGACAGAUUUUUCUUGUUUAUCUCUCUCUCAGCACAGCUCGUGAAAAUAAUUUUCACAACUGUGUUGUCUCAUGUUUUAUUCCAUCACAAAAGCAAAUUCUACAAAGCUCUAGUGUGAUUAAAAUGACCAAUCUACAUUCAUUCUGAAGACCCUUCCUCUACUAUUUUUUUAGCUAAGAUUAAUUGUGAUGUCUGAUGUUACAAAUCUUGCAAGGGUGAACUUCUGUCCCAAGCAGAUUAUUUUAAGUGGAAUUUGUACAUAUUUAUAAUUACAUUUAUAAUUUAGAUACCUAGAAUGUACUAUUUGCUUGCUAAAUCAUAGGAAUGUUACUUUCAGAUCUUUUAAUUUAGAGCAUCUGUUGUUGAAGGAGCUGCAAGUUUAUUUACUCAAAACGUGCAAUUCUUAACAGGUAAUAUUAAAAACAGUACCUUGCUGUCCAGAAUAACAGUAGCAGAAAACAAAAAUCAAAUUCUAAUCUUAGCCAUAAGAUAAAGUAACUGGUGACAUGCUCUAUUGUGUGCUGAAGCUCUGUCAGCUUGUCAAGAGGAAUUAGUUCUCAGGCAAGGUAUUUAUAGCAACAUAAGACUGGAAGGCAUCGCCAGGGUCACGGAAUCAUUGUAAUAGAAGAGAAUUUGUUAAAUAACAUUCCCUCAUGAUGCUAUGAAAAUUUUCCCCUUAGCUUCUCUCAAACUCCCUGCUGGUCCAUUUUUACUGCAAAGCUGGCGUUCAGCUUUUCCUGACCACAGGAUCAAGAUUUACUGGCCAGACACUGAAGCAAUAUAAUACCUCUAGGUGCAUUGGUUCACCCUGACCUACAUCCUGGUUCUAGUGUGUAACUGUCAGAGCAAAGAAGGGUGAAUACUCAUUGUUCCUUUCUGAAAAUCAAGAAAUGUACCAGAAAGAAUAACAGUUCUUCCUGGAUAUUGUAACUAAUCAAGAAAUGCCUUGCAGUAGGAUAAACAAAGUACAACUACAGGUCAGAUACACAUACAUUGGACAUAGUUUAGGAACUGAGAGCAAGGGCUGCUCUUCUGUCCUUAUCUCUUAUAAUGAGGCUUUUAAGCUUUUGAAGCAGCUGGUGUCCAGAUAAUUUAGAGAUUUGCAGGCAGAACUGCACACAGAAGUGAGGAGGAAUCUAUUGCAAAGGCCUGAGUGACUGAGGUCUGCAGUGAUUCAUCCCCCUCACAAGGUAGACAGCUGUUUUCAGCAGGAUCUGCAGCUUUUGGGUGGACUUACUGAGACAGUAUCCUUCCUCCUGCAAAGCUACUAAAAUGAGGGGAAUUACAUAUGGAAUGAACUUGGCUCUUUAGGUGUGGGAAAAACCAUUUCCAGUACUGACAUAUGGAUAUUAGCACUUCUUUAUGCAGGGCUUACAGACAGGCUUUAGGAAUGUUUACAAGGUGGGAAGGACAAUGAAAAAACAUGUAAAAUCAUUUCAUCCUGAUUCAUCUUUGGAAGGAACUGUGCAUGUGGAUCACUCUCUUUCCAGCUGGCUGUGUCUGUCAGAACCUUUUUCCAAAAUCUCAACCUCGUAGCCCUCCUACACUGAGGAAUUUGGGCCCUGUCCAAGAGAGGUCUGGGAAGAACGUAUAUAUUUCCGCUGCACUCCCACAGGCUUCUUAUUCUUGGGGACUAAGGAUAACACUGCUGAAAAGUCCAUGUGAACCAAGAGUUGUUAUGAAAUAGGACUGAGCCAAAUCCUGCUGUCAUCCAUCCAUACAUAUGGACUGUGGGCAUUGCCCUGAGUCUCGAAUCCAGAGCCCUCAGUCCUACCCUGGCAAUCCAAGGAUGGAAACUGUACCCUACCUGCAGAAGAACUUUAGGAAGACCAAGCCAUUUGCUCUUAUUAGCCCUGGUAUCUCUAUUCAGAGUUAUAAUUCAUCUGCUGAGUCCAUUUAAAUUAAAAUAAGCUGUAUUUUUAUACCAGUGGGCUAGCUGUGUUUAAAGGCUGCAGCAUCUGAAGUGCAAGUGGAGUUACACAGCUGGCCAAACCAAUACCUUUCUGUCAUGGAUGCCACAGCAUCAACAUUCCAUCCACUGGAGGAGCCGACCACACCACAGCCCUGGUCCCUGGGUACCCCUCGUUUAACACUUAUUUGCUUUCUCCAUCCUGGGGUGUCUGCAUUCCAGAAGGCUGCUGUAGUGGAAAGGGGGUCUAACCUUAUUUUACUUUGCCUACCUUUGUAAAUGGGGGGCUUUAGCCAUGUCUGUAAAAUAAUAUAAAAUAUAAUAUAAUGUAAUAUAAUAUCAUAUAUCCAGAAAUAGAGUGUUUGAAACUCUUAACUGUUAAUAAUACAAAGGUACAGUGUCAGUCCUCAGUCAAAAGUGAGUUUAGCUUUGACAAAGAGGUGCAAACCAUUUCACUUCCUGUCACAGCAGAAUUUGGCCAGACACUCUCAACAUUUUGUCCCAAUUCGUCUCAGUGUAUGAGGCAUAUAAAACACUUGGGUAUAUGGAAACCAUUGCAAACUGCUGUUCACUUCAGCAUUUGUAUCUUUCUGUUGCUACUUGAUUUAAUGAUUUUCUGCUAAUGCAUCUUCAGAUACACGUUUGGAAGAGAUGGGUAACUGCUUGGCUUGCAUCUUGAAAGUAAAAUAUCAAGAUGAAACCAGCAUGAAAGUGCUUAAUUUAAUUAUCUGUAUGCUAAAUGUAUUUCAGAAAAGGGGUAAAAAUGUAUUUCUGAAACAGCACCAAGGAGCUGUUGAUCUGAGUGAUCAUCUGUGAGUUAGGGCUCAGAGGUUUUAUGUCUCAUUUGGC
Molecule: messenger RNA, 5761 nt
Organism: Passer domesticus (house sparrow)
Lineage: Eukaryota; Metazoa; Chordata; Aves; Passeriformes; Passeridae
Exons: 5
Coding region: 2500-2832 (110 amino acids)
Source: RefSeq, a predicted model, not a curated record